This is a messenger RNA of Uranotaenia lowii, 577 nucleotides long. RefSeq lists its product as uncharacterized. NCBI's taxonomy places the organism in Eukaryota, Metazoa, Arthropoda, Insecta, Diptera, Culicidae. Gene Ontology annotation, cellular component: mitochondrial inner membrane. The record is from RefSeq and is a predicted model, not a curated record. The transcript is spliced from 2 exons. Bases 123 to 512 code for a protein of 129 amino acids. Gene Ontology annotation, biological process: mitochondrial respiratory chain complex I assembly; mitochondrial respiratory chain complex IV assembly.
AAUACUGAGACGACUUUUUGAAACCCUAUGAUGGAGAUUUAAAUUAAAACAAUCACCAGCUCCGAAAUAUUAAAAAAAAUAACUUACGUAUUUUAUAAAAGGAAACAUAUUUAAACAGCAAAAUGGUGACCACGAAAACGUUAUUCAAGGCGGCCACAUACAUUGCCAUCGGUGGAAUAUCAGCAGCUAUGAUUAUGAAAUCCAAACUGGAGGACAGAGUCCGAGAUCAACCGUACUAUCGUGACUCGAUGAAAUUGCUACGCGCCCAUGCCGGAGCAAUCCAAAUACUGGGUGAGCCAAUCAAGGAUAUGGGAUUCGAUUUUGGCGAGGAAUCGAAGAAGUUUGGCGAUGGAAAGAUUGACGGUUUCACGGUACCGGUUAAAGGAAGCAAACAAAAGGGGAAGUACUAUUUCUGGGCUGAACAUCACCAGGACAAGUGGACUAUUACUAAAGCUGAACUCGAGCUGGAUAACGAGCCGGAUCGGCGUUUGAUGAUUCGGAAAGCUGAAUAAAUUAUGUUAAUACUAAAGAUUGUAAAUAUUAGAUGCUGUGUAUCAUACUCUUAUUUGUGUCUUUC